Lactuca saligna is the source of this 1038-nucleotide messenger RNA. The record is from the annotation of a GenBank genome assembly. NCBI's taxonomy places the organism in Eukaryota, Viridiplantae, Streptophyta, Magnoliopsida, Asterales, Asteraceae.
AUGUCACAAGGCAAACAAAGUCAUGUCAUUCAAAAGGAAGUGGUGAAUCAUGAAAUUGAAACUCAAGAAGAAGUGAUCACUAGUGCAGUUGAAACUGAAGAACCAUUGGGAACUUACCAUGUACAGGAACCAAGCUGCCAAGCUGAUGAUGGAGCUAAUACUACAACAGUUGAUGAUUAUGAACCAUUUAUAGAGGAUUACUCACUUUAUGCUGAUUAUGAUGCUGAGUUUAAUGUUGAAACUUCAUUUGAAGAACAACCUGAAGUGGAUUAUCUAAAGGGUAUGGUGAGUGAUGAUAGUGGAGAAGCUUUCUACUCUGAGAGUGGCCAUGGUUAUGAGGAUAGUGGAGAUGAUUCUGAUGAUAGUGAAUACAAUGUGGAUGAGCCUAACAUACAAUUUGAUGUAGAUGUAGACAUGAGUGAAUUCCAUAGUGCUGUUGAUGUAGAUGAACAUGGAAUCUUGAACAAUCAUUCAAAAGAUGAAGGGAUUGACAUGGUUGAUGACGAGUUGGAAGUUAUUGCGACUGAUGAUUAUCAAUUUGCAGGAUUUCAUGAAGAUGAUAGGAAGAGACUACUAAAAGAGUUGAGUAAGUCAAGUACAUGCUCAUAUAGAGAGGUUCAUGUUAAACCAUUUCAGAUUGGCCAGGUCUUCAAAACCAAGAUUGAUGUUAAAAACUACAUGAACUCACAUGCUGUAGCAACAAGGAGUUACAAUGACGACCCUCUCUUCUCUUCCAAUCGAUUCUUUGAUCUUAUUAAACCUGGAAUCACCACCAAAGCCUUACCACACAUAGGAGGAUCUGACCAUCGAAUGAAACCAUAUCUUCUACAAUUCCAAAAUUGUCUUCCAGGGUUACGAUCCGUCCAUGAAGUGAUCUUCGUUGCUUUAUUCCCACAUCUGCAAGUCACCAUCUUUGAAUCAGAAGCGAUUGGAUGUCGUGAAGGGUGCAACGGUCGAGCAACAGUGGAAAGGAGGAGAGAUGAUCGACUGAUGAAGCUAAAGGAUUUGGCCAAAAAUCGGACAUGCAAUCUCUUUUAA